GAUGCAGCAACUACUUGCCAAUAUUUUUGUUGCAGGCCGGGCACCCCUGAUACUCUGGGUUACUCCAACCCUAGGCAUUGGAAUGAUUUACUUUGCAUUGGUACCAUUGACUGUAGGGGAAGCAGGAGAAGGAUUCAUAUGCGUCUUCCUUGCUAGGCGUCUUCAGUUAGAAAAGAAAGAACAAGACGAGGAGAGAAUUGAGGCCCGUGUAUUCAUGUGCAGGUUUAUUGCUAGGUUUUUGGGGGCAGCCAUAGCUAACUUGUGGAUAUCAAAACUUGAUUGGAAACCAAUCUUCAUGUCUUCAGCGAUAGUAACGGGAACGGUUUACUUGCUUUUCGGGUUUGGCUUCGUGUAUUAUUACAAGCGUUUAAAUCAAUCAAGUUCCACUGAAAGGGAGGAUUCAAUGCGUUCUCUGCUUAAUAGGUUCUUUCUUUCCAAAACACAGCGCAGGAGAGAAUCAAAUUCCAGGCCAAGAGAUCAUGAGAGUUACAACAAUGGAAAGAAGGAAUUAUGGCUGUUUCUAAGAAAGCUCCCCUUAUGGUUUCCAUUCCUUUUCUAUUAUGUGGUUGACGCAGCUGGUUCCACAUUCUUCAUGGAACAAACUGACAAAUUAAACGACAAAAUUGGGGAAAACUACCAGGUUCCAAGUCCUCAGUCUUCUUUUUUAGUGGUACAGAAAUGCACAAAGUUCAUAGCUUCAAACCUAGCAGAUUAUCUGAUCAAAAAGUUUUGCAAAGAUGACAACCAAGAAAGGCGUGCUGGGCUUGUGAGAAUGAGUUUAGGUAUGUGUGCUUGUUCCGGAUGCUGCAUCGUUGCUUGGCUUCUUGAGAAUCACAGAUUGGAUUUAUUCAAUGACAAUCCAGACAGAAACCCCAUUCCCAUGAGCAUCUUAUUGUUGGCUCCACAGUUUUCCCUAUUAGGAUUUGCACACGGACUUAUUGAAGAUGGGAUGGAAGAGUUCUUCCGUGACUAUGCACCAGCGUCAAUCCAUCAUUUCGCAAUGGCAUUCACUAAAGCUGUGGAUGCAGGGGGAAAAUUGAUUGCGGUGGUGUUUAUUCUGACUUUGAAAAACUGGAUAGGUGAGGACGUUAACACAAGUCAUCUUGACUCUUACUACCGAAUGUUAGCCAUUCUGGUAUUGUGUGCCUUACAAUUCUUCAUAAUUCUUGCCAAUAACUACGAUUGGGAGAUUGAGAAAAAGGAGGGUGAUGACGAGCUUGAUAAGGUGUUGAAGCAGCUGAAGACAUCUAUAGUAUUGGAUUGUGAGGUCUACAGUAUACCUUCAGCACAUAGUGUCGCCCUGAACCUAAAACCGACAGGGAGAGUCUUGGGUGCUUUACGGAGGUUGUCCAACCUCCUAAUGAUAACCUUAUUCUCUCAUUCCUCAAAUACAACCAUGUCCGGCUCUAUACUUGUCGCCAGCGGACUAAGGGCACCCUCUUCAGCAUACCCCACAUCACUGGAUGCCCCCUCUGUGGACGAAUCUCUAGAGACUAAAGAAUGGUGGUUGCUGGAAUCACCACCUACACUCGAACCAGCGCUACUCUCCGGUGUGAUUGUUUCGAGCAAAUCCUACAGCUCUGGUGGCACUAUCAUGGCAAUUGGUUCCACCGAUAUAACACCCUCUUCUUCUUCUCUCCCCUGGUUAUCCUAAAGCUCUCUUACAUUGUGAAAAGAAUCCAUUUUUACUUGAGUUUUAGAAAGCUAAUGUCCUUUUGUUGUAGAAUCUUAAGGAAUGAGCCUGAAACGCCUCUACAACCUUCGUUGUGAAAAAUGACAAACGGUACUGUGCAAUGAAACAGAGAAAUGGCU
Molecule: messenger RNA, 1812 nt
Organism: Rubroshorea leprosula
Lineage: Eukaryota; Viridiplantae; Streptophyta; Magnoliopsida; Malvales; Dipterocarpaceae
Source: the annotation of a GenBank genome assembly